Molecule: messenger RNA, 1229 nt
Organism: Seriola aureovittata
Lineage: Eukaryota; Metazoa; Chordata; Actinopteri; Carangiformes; Carangidae
Gene: acp5a
Product: acid phosphatase 5a, tartrate resistant
Exons: 6
Coding region: 59-1060 (333 amino acids)
Biological process (GO): bone resorption
Molecular function (GO): ferrous iron binding; acid phosphatase activity; ferric iron binding
Source: RefSeq, a predicted model, not a curated record
CGGUGGGGGGGAGGUGAACAGAGAAAGCAGAAAGGCGGAGGCAGCGCAGGCUUGUGUGAUGGCGCUUCUACUGGUAUCCAUCUUAAUUGCUGCCAUCUCUAUGGCCCGCUGCUAUCCCACUGCCUUUCAAGACCUGGUGGAAAGUAGCAACAACAAAACCUCCAUUAAGUUCCUGGCUUUAGGAGACUGGGGUGGAGUGCCUUAUCCCCCGUACAUCACCGCUGUGCAGAAGGCUACUGCUCGAGAAAUGAGCAAGAUAGCAGAGCAGAUGGGAGCUGACUUUGUUCUGGCCCUUGGCGAUAACUUCUACUACAGAGGUGUGGACAGUGUGGAUUCUCCUCGGUUUAAGGACACUUUUGAGUCUGUGUACACUGCAAAGUCUCUCAGAGUCCCCUGGUAUGUGCUUGCUGGUAAUCACGACCACGCAGGGAACGUCAAAGCCCAGAUUGAUUACAGCCGCAAAUCUGACAGAUGGAAAUUUCCGUCUUAUUAUUACGAGCUGAACUUCCGCAUCCCCAACACUGGGAAGACCCUGACCAUCAUCAUGCUCGACACCAUCAUGCUGUGUGGCAACUCUGACGACUACACAGACGAGAAGCCCAGAGGCCCCCUCCGUGAGGUGGAUGCCAACCGUCAGCUGACUUGGCUGCAGGAGAGACUGGCUCGGUCUAAGGCUGACUUCCUGUUGGUGGCCGGGCACUACCCUGUGUGGUCUGUGUCCGAACACGGGCCCACAGAGUGUCUGCUGCAGAGGCUUCAUCCUCUGCUUAUUAAAUACAAGGCCACCGCCUACCUCUGCGGCCACGACCACAAUCUGCAGUACAUUGAAGAGUCCGGUGUCGGCUACGUGGUGAGUGGAGCCGGAAACUUCCUUGAUCCUGAUGUCCGUCACUGGCACCACGUUCCCAAAGGUUCAGUGAAGUUCUUCACCGGCCAAGCUUCAACGCUGGGAGGUUUUGUCCAUGCGGAGGUCACAAAGAACAAGAUGAUUAUGACCUUCUUCCAGGCCAAAGGCACCUCGCUCUACCGCACCGUCCUCGCUCAAAGGAAGUUUGAAUAGAUGAGCAAACGGGAACAGUCAUGUUGUCAAGCACAUACAGUAUCAGUCUACAGUGUAAUGGCUAUUAAUCCUGUAUUUUAAACUCUGGCAUUAAUAUUUGUUUUAAAGGGAAUCAACUUUUUACAUGUAAAUUUACUGUGAUAAAAGAAUAAAUGUGGUUUGUAAAGAA